AUGGCCUUAUCUCUGAGAACGCCACCACCCCCCUCUCUCUCCUUCUUCUCCUCAUCACUUUUCCAAAUUCCCAAACUCAUAUCUUUCUCAAAACCCAAUUCCUUCAAUUCCCAAUUUAAGCCUCUCUCCAUCUCCUUCCAAGCGGCGACCCUCCCAAUCCUCUCCUUCGCUGGUGAAAAAAUUGGAGAAACCUACUUAGACAUUAAGUCUGCCCCUCCGGAGACCGCACGUGCCGUUGUUCAUCGUGGUAUCAUCACUGACCAGCAGAACAAGCGCCGGGGCACUGCCUCAACCCUCACCCGCGCGGAGGUUAGAGGUGGUGGCAAGAAACCUUAUCAACAAAAGAAAACAGGUCGUGCCCGUCGUGGAUCAAAUCGCACCCCUCUCCGCCCUGGCGGAGGAGUCAUUUUUGGUCCCAAGCCUAGAGAUUGGUCCAUAAAAAUUAAUAAAAAGGAGAAACGAUUGGCUAUUUCUACAGCAUUGGCUAGUGCGACUGAGAAUAUGGUUUGUGUGGAGGAAUUUGGUGAGAGAUUUGAGAAGCCGAAGACGAAAGAGUUCAUUGCGGCUAUGAACCGGUGGGGAUUGGACCCGAAAGAGAAAGUUAUGUUUUUGAUGAUGGACGUGAGUGAUAAUGUGGGGCUAUCGAGCAGGAAUAUUGGGACUUUGAACCUGUUGACGCCUAGGACUUUAAAUUUGUUCGAUAUUUUGAAUUCGGAUAAAUUGGUGCUAACGCCGGAUGCUGUAGAUUACUUGAAUGGAAGGUAUGGAGUGGAUGUUGAGGUAGAGAGUGAGGAUGAUGAAGAGGAAGAGGGAGAUUUCGAGCAAGAAGAACAAGAUGGUGGUGAAGGAACUGAAGCUAAUGAGAAUUCUGUUGUAACAGAGUGAUGAUACCGAGUUUUUAGCCACCUUGACCUAGGAUCCGUGACAAUUCACAUAAAACUUGGCGAGAAGCUGUGCUGUGCCUAACACAGAAAGUUGUUUUGUUUGAUGACUGCAAUUGAAUCAUAUUGCAUGAUAGUUUUUGUUAUAUUCUCCAUGUAUUGUUUGUCGUAUCAAUUUGCAUAUUAUUUUUGUUGAAAGUGUAUCCAUUUAGAUCAUCUGUAUUGCUUCCUGAUCACAUUAUUGUUUUACCUACAAUGUCGGCUUCUUAUUAAUUUGCUCUUUAAUGACUA
This is a messenger RNA of Hevea brasiliensis (rubber tree), 1172 nucleotides long. Its product is annotated as 50S ribosomal protein L4, chloroplastic. The transcript has 2 exons. NCBI's taxonomy places the organism in Eukaryota, Viridiplantae, Streptophyta, Magnoliopsida, Malpighiales, Euphorbiaceae. Gene Ontology annotation, biological process: translation. Gene Ontology annotation, molecular function: structural constituent of ribosome. The record is from RefSeq and is a predicted model, not a curated record. Bases 1 to 885 code for a protein of 294 amino acids. Gene Ontology annotation, cellular component: ribosome.